UUUGUGUACAAAGAUAUGUCUUGGUUAUGACAGAGUCAGUGAGCGAUGGGGAGCCAGCAGCUCGUUCCAGUAGUAAGAAAGAGAGGUACUUCUGGCAGUACAAUGUACAGGCUAAGGGACCCAAGGGCCAACGACUGGUACUGACCUCUCGUCUGGAGGAUCCCCACUGUCUCAACCAGAUCACCGACCCAGUGUUUAGUCCCCAGUGUUCAGUCCAAGGAAUUAAGCAUAGUGGUAAAGCCAGAAAAGGUGAUGGCAAUGAUUUAACACCCAAUCCAAGGAAACUGAAUGCUAUCGGCAAGGAGUUAGACAAGCUGAGCAGGACAAUCAACGAAAUGACACCUGUGAGUGAACUCCCAUUCAAUGUGAGGCCAAAGAGUCGCAAGGAGAAAAAUAAGUUAGCCUCAAGGGCUUGCAGGUUGAAGAAGAAAGCCCAGCAUGAAGCCAACAAGAUAAAACUUCAAGGCCUGGAAAUUGAACACAAGAGGCUACUCACUGGAAUUCACCAGAUGAAGCAAGUGCUAGUAGCCAGGUGUGUCAAUGACCAGACUGACCCAGUAGAGAUUGCUAAAACAACUGAUAAAAUAGUCAAGACAGCAACCAAAGUCAAGGUGGCCGGACAAACAACAGAGUUCGUCAAUAAAGUCCUGGACAAAGUGAAGCAAGGUACCACCAACGGUGGACUGGAUGAACUCUAAACCUCCUCAUUCACGUUUGCCGUCUGUAGUUGUGUUGUUUUAUUAUUACACAUUAAGGUGAGACAUAUUAUGUAGUCUAGUAUUUUGUUUUGCAAGCAAACAGAUCUUAUAUUUUUUUAAACGUGUGUAUUAAUGUUUUGUUAUUAUUAAUAUCAGUUAGUUGUGUUAUUGAAUAAGUUAUAUUUUAGUUGCUCAGGAGUUCAAAUCGAAGUUGUCAUCGAAAAUGAGUCCAACAGUUACUUAUGCUAGUUCAGAAUGUAACCUAUACUAAUUUGGCUGAUGUACCAUAUCGUCUAAGUAUAUCAUUAGGGUUAAAUUGAAGUCUUGUAAGAGGUCAUUAGUGUCUUUUAGUGGUUUCUUUAAUGUUAUAAACAUAGUCUACCAUUGUCAUAUUUUCUCCAAACUCUGUUGCAGUAAUAUUUCCAAUUACUCGUAUUCCAAAUAUUAUAGUUGAAUAGUCAGAACUUUAAAAUUUAUUUCAAAUUGUAGAUUUAUAUUUAAAUGUGAAAUAGAAUCAUGACAUUUCUUGUGUGAAUCACAA
Molecule: messenger RNA, 1239 nt
Organism: Homalodisca vitripennis (glassy-winged sharpshooter)
Lineage: Eukaryota; Metazoa; Arthropoda; Insecta; Hemiptera; Cicadellidae
Product: protein CREBRF homolog
Exons: 5
Coding region: 27-698 (223 amino acids)
Biological process (GO): regulation of transcription by RNA polymerase II; response to unfolded protein
Cellular component (GO): nucleus
Molecular function (GO): DNA-binding transcription factor activity, RNA polymerase II-specific; RNA polymerase II transcription regulatory region sequence-specific DNA binding
Source: RefSeq, a predicted model, not a curated record